GGGACGGGCUCGCCAGAGAAAUCCGAGAAGGGACGAGGAGAGCCCAAGGAGAACCAAUUUCGCACAAUGGCUUGGAUGAUCUCGUUGCCGACUUUGGCCGUGCUGGCUGCUGUUAAUGUGCAAUGGCUGCUGAACCCGAAGGCGGUUACUGCGAACGCGCAGCAGACUCUGCCUGCACAGGCUCAGGUGAUUGACCAGAGAAGCUUCAAUGUCUGGCCAACCGCUGUCCCACCAUCCACCGUUGCCAACGGCACUCAGACGUUUAUGCCGCCCGGAAUAUCUGCAGCCGACCUUUCGGCCAAGCCAUUCCACGUCUAUGAUGAGGACUUCUUGUCAGUGAUAGGUCAGAAUCCGACAUUGACGCUCAUUGCGGAGCAAGCAACGGAUCCUCUCUUCCACGAGGCUGUUGUGUGGUACGAGCCGACAGAUGAGGUCUUCUUCGCGCAGAAUGCGGGUGCCGCGGCAGCAGGGACUGGACUCAAUAAGUCUAGUAUCAUCCAGAAGAUCUCUCUCGCCCAGGUGGACGCGUUGAAGAACCUGACCAAUGCGACUGGGCAGGUGACGGUCACUGUCGUCCCGUCAAACCCAAUGGUCAUCAAUCCCAAUGGAGCCGGAGCCAGCAACACCUCAGAGGUCAUUCUCAUGAACCCUAGGGAGCCAUACAACACAACGGUCCUCCUGAACAACUACUUCGGCCGCCAGUUCAACUCGCUCAACGAUGCCGUCGUCCACCCCAUCAGCAAAGACCUCUACUUUACAGACACGCUGUACGGGUACCUGCAAGACUUCAGGCCGCCUCCUGGCCUGCGGAACCAGGUGUAUCGCUGGAAUGAUUCGACGGGCGCCGUCACUGUUGUUGCUGAUGAUUUCGUGCUUCCAAAUGGUAUCACCAUCUCUCCUGAUGGUAAAUAUGGAUAUGUCACGGACACGGGCAUCAAUGAAGGUUUCUGGGGCUACAACUUUUCCAACCCAGCCUCCAUAUACCGAUUCGACAUCCAAUCCGAUGGCACGUGGGACAACCGCAAGAUCUUUGCCUUUGUCGACUCUGGUGUCCCCGACGGGGUCCACGUCGACUCGGUCGGAAACGUUUAUGCUGGCUGUGGAGAUGGCGUUCAUGUCUGGAACCCCUCAGGGAAGCUCCUGGGCAAGAUCUACCUGGGCGACACGUCAGCCAACUUCCAGUUUGCUGGUGACGGCCGGCUGGUGAUUUGUGCAGAGACCAAGUUGUUCUAUGUAACACUUGCUGCUUCUGGGGAUUAUUCCGCAGGACAGAUGUAGAUAUCUGCUCUUUACUGUCUUGGACGUUCAGGUGGAAACGCAGAAAAGCUGUCAGACUGCAGUCUCUCUGACUCUAUCAACACUCUCACAAUCUACUGUGAAGACUCCGGCCUAUAGCUGUCAUGUUUUGCACACUGUUUUUACUCCUGAUAAGAGAUGCCUAUGCGAUGACCAAGUGUUUUUCAG
Cryphonectria parasitica EP155 is the source of this 1464-nucleotide messenger RNA. RefSeq names its product calcium-dependent phosphotriesterase. The record is from RefSeq and is a predicted model, not a curated record. Bases 67 to 1278 code for a protein of 403 amino acids. NCBI's taxonomy places the organism in Eukaryota, Fungi, Ascomycota, Sordariomycetes, Diaporthales, Cryphonectriaceae. The transcript is spliced from 6 exons.